AUGAUGGGGGAGAAGAGUAACCGGGAGCUGUACAAUGAGUAUGUUGCCAUGGCACCCAAGCUGCUGGCCAAGAUCUCCAGGCUGCUCAUCUCGUACCGAAGCACCGGGGUCCCCAUCCCCAAGGGCAUCCGGAACAUCUUCGAGUUCUCAUGGGAGGAGCUCAUCACCCACCCCACGCUGCCGGCCACCGCCGCCAUCCUGGGCCUGGAGAUCAGCCUCGGGCCCCCACCGUCCCCGCUGCUCCUCAUGGACACCACGUCCAUGUCCACUCCCGUCCGGAAGAAGAUGCAGACCCUGCCCCCGCCCCGCAAGCUGCUGCCGGCGUCGGCCCCGGCCAAGCUGCGCACCAGCCACCACCCGGGGGCCCCGACCUCGGAACUCAGCCUGGACACCCUGCACCAGUUCCAGCGACGCUCUGUCCACCUGCUGACCGAGCUCCUCAGCCUGAAGAUGAAGGCCAUGCUGGAGUCCAUGUCUGGUUCCAACCCCGUGGACGUCACGAGGCGCUUUAUGGAGGCCAGUCAGCUGCUCCACGUCAACGCCAAGGAGAUGGCUUUCCACCGCCUGAUCAGCGUAGUCAGGAGAAGCGGCUACGAUGUCAGACAGUUGUGGAAAGAGUCCUUCACGAGUUUCUCCGUCAUGGGCGUGAACUCGCCUUACCAGCUGAUCUACGAGCCUGGUUCUGGCUGUCUUAGCUUCUCCCUCUCGACCGGAAAGGAUGCCAAGAAGAAAUCAGUCAAAUCAAAAUACUUAGAAGAAAUCACCACGUCAUCGCCUCACCGAGGACAGAACUCUCCAGACAUCAUGGAAAGCAGUGACCCCUGCCCCGAGGCCCGGGAGAAGCUGCAAGCGAUGUGUCGUCAUAUAGAAUCUGAAAGGGCCUCGUGGAAAGGGAGGAAUCUCUCCUACCCCAUGAUCUUACGCAACUACAGGGCCAAGAUGCCCACGCAGCCAAUGGUGACCCCCAAGGGCGGGGACACCCAGUCCAUGAGCUCCCAUCACCGGCCCUCUGGAGUUGCUCAGAGUCCCGCCCCCACCUCCCACCCGCCUUCUGCCCACGCCCACCAGGCUUACUUUAGCCAGAACUCUCAGGAGCAGAAGCUCUCCAAGAAGGCCCUCAAGUUCCACUACACCCUCUACGACGGGUCUUCCUUCGUGUACUAUCCCUCCGGAAACAUUGCCAUGUGUCAGAUUCCUACGUGCUGCAAAGGCAGAGCCAUCACCUGGCUCUUCAAUGACUCUCCCCAUUUAUUCCUGGCCCUGUUCACCGCGGAAGGCCAGGGCUGCGUCCACUACAACCUAGCCCACUACAACCUCAAGACCCGCUGCCCGUUCGUCCUGGUCUGGGACGAGGAAGGAGGAACCACCAAUGACCUCAAGGGCUAUGUAGUUCACAAGUGGAGCUGGACAGCCAAGACCGAGACCUUACUCUCUCUGGAGUACAAGGUGAACGAACAGAUGAAGCUGACCGUGCUGGGGCAGGAUUCCAUCAGCGUCACAUUCACCUGCUGGCAGGAAACGGUGACGCUCUCCGUCUCGGCCACCAACUGCCCCCACGGGGUGCCACAUGAGAAAAAGGUGGCCCACAGGGUGAGCAGCAUGGACGACAAGGGGUCCCGGGCCAGCCGUGCUCUGCUCAUCAAGAAGCGCUUCCAGAAGACGGUGGCCCAGUUCAUGAACUGCGUCCUGCUGUCAGCGGGACUGUUCACCAUCGAGUAUCCUGUCCAGGCCGAAGUCGUCCCCAGCCGGCGCCGGGUGAAGUCGCGGGCCCCGUCCGAGCACAGCUCCAAGCUCGGCCAGUACCACAGAGAAGUGCCUGUGGUCAGGGGGCAGCCGUCCCAGCCCAGCUUCUCCUUGGAGGAGGCCCUGAACGAAGACUUGGAGUCUGCUCCCGGGAGCCCUGUGGCCAGGAAAGCGGUGGCCCAGAGUAAAAUCCUCGUCAAGCCCAGGCCCAAGGUCGCGGAGGCACCCAGCCCCGCCCCGUGGGCAGCCUCGCCGUCCGACUGCCCGCUGCUGCUGCGUCGGCGUCUCCGCCGGGAGGACACGCGGGGCGGCUGCCGCUGCGUGGGGAAGCCGCCCCAGGUGUCCGACGUGGAGCUCGAGGCCUUCCUGGCGGCGGCCCGCGACCCCAACCAGGUGCUGGUGUUCGGCAUCUUCUCGGGCCAGAAUCGCCGCGGCACGGCCCAGCUGCACUGGCUGCUGGACACGCUGUACAGCCAACGGCAGCAGGGCCGCGGCUCGCCCUGCAUCCAGAGCUGGCGCGACCCCUUCCGUCUUCUGUGCUAUGACCUGGACGGGCCCCUGCAGGCGGACCCGCCCCUGAUGAUCCAGAAGUACUCAGUGGUGCAGGGCAUGGUCCUGAUGUUUGCUUCAGGGAAGCUUCUGUUCGGGGGCAGCACCCUGAACGGCUAUGGGGUGAGCCGCCAGAACCUGCUGAAGCAGAUCUUCCAGACCCGCCAGGACUGCAAGAUGGGCAACUUCCUGCCCGAAGACUAUAAAUUCAACAUGUUGGUCUCCAACGCCGUCCCGGAAGACCCCGAAACUGCCAAGAGGGCUCAGUCAGACGACACCCAAGGAAGCCUGUCCUCGCUGGCCCUGGAGAAGGAGUACCUAGCUGCCACUGAGAAAGUGAAACCGUCACCACCACCACCACUGCCACCGGAAGAGGAACCGAGUCCCGUCAACAAAACCGAAAAGAAGACCAGUAAGAAGUCGCCUGCCUCUCAGAAGCAGCCCCCCAAGAAGUGA
This is a messenger RNA of Sorex fumeus (smoky shrew), 2748 nucleotides long. RefSeq names its product chromosome unknown C3orf20 homolog (gene FAM194C). NCBI's taxonomy places the organism in Eukaryota, Metazoa, Chordata, Mammalia, Eulipotyphla, Soricidae. Bases 1 to 2748 code for a protein of 915 amino acids. The transcript has 15 exons. The record is from RefSeq and is a predicted model, not a curated record.